Hemicordylus capensis (graceful crag lizard) is the source of this 3624-nucleotide messenger RNA. RefSeq names its product retention in endoplasmic reticulum sorting receptor 1 (gene RER1). Gene Ontology annotation, cellular component: Golgi membrane. NCBI's taxonomy places the organism in Eukaryota, Metazoa, Chordata, Lepidosauria, Squamata, Cordylidae. The record is from RefSeq and is a predicted model, not a curated record. Bases 192 to 782 code for a protein of 196 amino acids. The transcript is spliced from 7 exons. Gene Ontology annotation, biological process: protein retention in ER lumen; retrograde vesicle-mediated transport, Golgi to endoplasmic reticulum.
CGCGCACGCGCGCCCCGGUAGCGGAAGCGCCUCUCCUCCCGCCGGCCUCGCCGCCGCCAUCUCCUCGGGAGGAGGAGGGAGGAGGAGGAGCCCGAGAGUCGGCAGCCGAGCAGGGCACAGCAGCAGCUCCGCCUGGGCAGGCCGGGGGCGGGAAGCGGAAGGAGCGAGACCCCGCCGCGGCGGCCUCAACCAUGUCAGAAGGGGACAGCACAGGCGAGUCCAUCCAUGGCAAAUCUUCAGUGGUCUAUAGAUUUUUCACACGGUUCGGACAGGUUUACCAGUCCUGGUUAGACAAAUCUACUCCUUACACUGCCGUGCGAUGGGUUGUAACGCUGGGUUUAAGUUUUAUCUACAUGAUUAGAGUUUAUCUACUACAGGGUUGGUACAUCGUGACAUAUGCCUUGGGCAUCUACCACCUAAAUCUUUUCAUAGCUUUCUUGUCGCCAAAGGUAGAUCCCUCUCUAAUGGAGGACUCAGACGAUGGACCUUCACUGCCCACAAAACAGAACGAGGAGUUCCGGCCCUUCAUUCGGAGGCUGCCAGAGUUCAAAUUCUGGCACUCUGCUACUAAAGGCAUCCUUGUUGCCAUGACAUGUACAUUCUUUGAGGCUUUCAACGUUCCAGUCUUUUGGCCCAUCCUCGUGAUGUACUUCAUAAUGCUCUUCUGCAUCACGAUGAAGAGGCAAAUCAAGCAUAUGAUAAAAUACCGAUAUAUACCCUUCACACAUGGCAAAAGGAAAUACAAAGGGAAGGAAGAAGUGGGGAAGACCUUCGCUAGCUAGAAAUCAAACCCAGCCUGCUGACCAACUCCCUACAUCAUAAUUAAAAAAAGAAAAGAAAAUGGUUUUGAGCCAUUGUAACAAUGCCUCUCUUUCCUUCAUACUAAAUCCUCGAUAAGAGGGCAGUGACUAGGAAGCUGCAUCCCCCCCCCCCUUCCUGGUUUUAUAUUGAGGGUUGGGCCCUUUUUUUUGGUGGUCUUUUAAUCAGAAUUGCAGGAGAGUACUGACACCGUUGCCCCGUUUUUGAGUUUCUUUAAGCAGGCCGGUCUUCCUCCAGCCCCAAGAGUGCUCACGUCUUUUUGCAGACGGAAGACAUUGUGUGCCCCGCACACAGGCAAACCCCUCAGAGUUGGCUCCGACAUAUCCACAAACUCUAGGACUUGGGUGGCGAUUUGCAAGCCUUUCAGGGAGCCAGCCUUGGCCACUUCCGACCUGUCCAUGUACAUGGAGGCAGAGUAAUAUGGGGAGGAAUUUUAAGGCAGGAUUCAUCUUGAGGCCCACGGUGCAGCCUCGUGUGGGGACUGUGUCUUUUUCUGGCCCUGUAUAGUUCUAUCCAAAAGUGCAACCUGUACAAUUCCAAAAGGCGAUCUUGUGUGCAGUCAUGGAGGAAAAUGAGUCCCACUGAUGGCAAUUUCCGCUUUGUAACGCCCUAGAUUCGGCUAGGAGACCCACUUAAGCUCUAAGUUGAUGGGACUUCGAUGGAAACUCAAGCAGUUAACAUAAACCUACCCUAAAUGCUUGAUUCUCCCCCCCACCCCGGAAGAGUAACUGAUGUCACUUCUGUAGCCAAUCUGCUUUGGAUUCCAAUGCUCGUUUCCCCCAGUGCAGCUUGAAAGAGAGGUUGGUUUUUGAUGGGUUUUUUUUGUGACGACUCAAUAUUAUUCUCAGCUAUCGGUUUCUGUUUGGUUUUUGGCUGAAGGCCUAGAAAAAAAAUAUAAAUAUAUAUAUAUAUAUACCUAUAAAAUUAGGUGGAGAGUAUUUUGUCACAUUUCAUUGACACUUAAAAGUUUUUUGGGUGUUUUUUUUUAAAUUAAGUUUGCUUCAAGUAGUCCCUUCCAAGAUGCAUCUAGGCUGGCCAUGGUGGCCAAGAUUUUGUGGAUUUUAACACAGCUUCUGAUUUUCCUGUGGAGAAAAAUACAGAAAUAAAUGGCCUGCAUGUAAAACUUCAUUUUUGAUGUGACAUGACUCUGAACAAUUUUAUGAAGUGACUUUAUAAAUUCUAAACUUUAUUAAAAGACAGGUGUCCCUUUCUUGGGUUUAGUAGUCCUUUAUAAAACCAACUUGAAGGAGUUAAAAGUGUGAAUUCUCUCUCACCCUCCCCUCCAAAGAGCAUACAUAAAUCACGGGGAAUUGUGUAUUUGAGUUCUAAUCUGUCAAAAUGAAUUCUUUGGACUAUUAUACAAAGUUCGAACUGAAAGCACUGGUAGUGGUUGCUUAUAGAAUCUUUAGGAAAUGUCAACUCUGUAUUUUGGCAGAGUGAUAACUAGGAAAUAUUCUGUGCCAUAUGGAUUAAUUCUCCCUUCUCAGCAUUACGGCACAAAAAGUCUGUUUUGGACUACACCUCCCAUCAUGCCCACAGCAACUGAUAGGAAUGAUGGGGAGUUUCAGCCCAGCAUCAGCAGGAGGGUCCCAGUUGUGCCACCACGAUAUAAAACAUACUGCACAGAUGACCAGAGAAAGGGAGUAAACUGUAAUUAACAAGCCUGAUCUGCAGGACAGUUCUUCAGGUGGGAGCAAGUUCUGGGUUUAAUUAGUCAGUCAGGCUUAACUUCAUGCGGGUCUGAGCCAAGGUUUUAGGAAAGUACAUGCUGUUGCAAGUCUGGGUGUGAGUUGAGGAGUAUGUGCAUUUACACGCUGGAUUUCUGUGUGUGGUCUGCAGCAGGAUAGGUGGUUAGUGUAGUUUGCAAAUAACCAGAAGGAAUUUAAUUAUCCUCUGAAACGGCUCUCUUAAAUCAACACCUUUCUGUAACAGUCUUUGUGUAAAUUACUCUAGGACUGCAUGAGACAAUGAAAAAAGCAGGGAUGUGCAAAAAAACCUGACCCAAUCGAUUCAAAUUGGAAUUGACUCUGCUUGCACAGAAUGGGGUUUGUUCAGACUGAGUUGCGUUCCAGCGAAUUCAAAACAAACUUUGCUCAAAUUCGAAUUCAGACGAAUUUGAAUCUAUUUGAACGGAUCCCAUUCUGUGCAAGCCGAUUCGAUUCAAAUUGAUUCGGUGGAAUUCUUUGCACAUCCCUAGAGGAAAGUCGGUAUGAGAGAGAAUAUUUUCAUGGCAGCUUUGGCUCUUGUAUUUGCCACUCCCCUCUCCACAAGGUGUUUGGAUUACAGUUUGUAUUAUUCUAUUCCUCAUGGCCCAAGUUUAAAGUUAUCCACAUCUUAAGAGACUACUUCAGAAAUUGUUUCCAAUCACAGGGUACUUCUUCUGAUUCAGAACUUCAGGGUCUUUUUAAAAAUUAAAAACAGCCAUAGUUUAUUUGCUUGAUGGUAGAGAUCCCACCCUCCCUGCAAAGAUAGUUAAGUUAUAAAUUGAUUCCGGCUUCACAAUGCUCUGGAAGUUCAUUGGUAGCAAAACCACGUAAGUUAAUCUUCAGCUGCCUCUCCGGCAGAGAAACACAUACAUUCCCAUUAGCUGGAGAGUCCAGCGGAUGCCAGCAAGAGCUAAGAAGGUUUACUGGAGUUUGGGUAGCCUCUUAUACUAGGGAGGGAGAAAGAGAGAGGAUCAAUAUCAGGUGUUUAUUUUGUAAUUGACAAGUUCCUAUCUCCUUGUAAAGGCAGAGCAGCAGUGGUGAGCUGCUCCAUCUGUUUUAUCGCCGUGAUUUAAUAUCAAAAUAAAAGUCUUGCACUUGG